Lachancea dasiensis is the source of this 1563-nucleotide messenger RNA. Lineage: Eukaryota; Fungi; Ascomycota; Saccharomycetes; Saccharomycetales; Saccharomycetaceae. The record is from the annotation of a GenBank genome assembly.
AUGGCCAAGGGAGAUCACACUAGCACUGGCAAGGGAGAUCCCACUAACACUUCCAAUGUGAGAUCGGACCGGAUCGUGACGAACUCACAGGGAAACCCGAUUAACGAUCCGUUUGCCUCGCAGCGGGUCGGCCAGUAUGGACCGUUGCUGCUGCAAGACUUCACCUUGCUGGACUCACUGGCGCACUUCAACCGCGAGCGUAUUCCAGAAAGAAAUCCGCAUGCACACGGAUCAGGGGCUUUUGGAUACUUGGAGGUCACCGACGACAUUUCAGACGUGUGCGGCUCGGCCAUGUUCAGCGAAAUCGGCAAGCGUACACGUUGCAUGGUACGGUUUUCCACGGUAGGUGGAGAAAAGGGUUCUGCUGACACGGCAAGAGAUCCGCGUGGGUUUGCUACGAAGUUCUACACCGAAGAAGGUAACCUCGACUGGGUCUACAACAACACGCCUGUUUUCUUCAUUCGCGACCCAACGAAGUUCCCGCACUUCAUUCACACGCAGAAACGUAACCCACAAACCAAUCUGAAGGACCCCGAUAUGUUUUGGGACUUUUUGACGACUCCUGAGAACCAGGUGGCCAUCCAUCAGGUUAUGAUCUUGUUCAGCGACCGAGGCACCCCUGCGUCCUACCGCAAUAUGAAUGGCUAUUCUGGACACACGUACAAGUGGUCCAAUAAGAAAGGCGAGUGGUUCUAUGUGCAGGUUCACAUCAAAACAGACCAAGGUAUCGAAAACCUCAACAACGAGGAAGCGGUCAAGUUAUCGGGAGAAAAUCCAGACUAUUGUGGCCAGGACCUCUUCAACAACAUCAAGGCAGGAAAAUUUCCCAGUUGGACUGUGUAUAUCCAAACCAUGACGGAAGAGGAAGCCAAGAAGCUCAACUUUUCCGUUUUCGACCUGACUAAAGUGUGGCCACACAAGCAGUUCCCGCUACGUCGUGUGGGGAAGAUGGUGCUGAAUGAGAACCCACAAAAUUACUUUGCGCAAGUCGAACAAGCUGCCUUCUCUCCCAGCCACACUGUUCCAUACCAGGAGGCCAGUGCUGACCCGGUUUUGCAGUCGCGUUUGUUUGCUUAUCCGGAUGCACACAGGCACAGAUUGGGUGCGAACUACCACCAAAUUCCCGUCAACUGCCCGUACGCGUCAAAAGUGUUCAAUCCCUCUAUCAGAGAUGGGCCCAUGAAUGUCGACGGCAAUUUGGGCUCCGAGCCCAACUACUUAUCCACCGCUAAAAGCUACAACUACAUUCAGACUUCUAAACCUAUUCAGCAACAUCAGGAGGUGUGGUCAGGACCCGCCACUCCGUUCCACUGGGCCACUUCUGCAGGCGAUAUUGAUUUUGUCCAGGCCCGUGGACUUUACAAAGUAUUGGGCCGCACACCUGGUCAACAAGAGGCAUUGGCUCACAACGUUGCAGUCCACGUAGCACAUGCAUGUCCUGAAAUCCAGGACCGCGUGUUUGCUAUGUUUUCGCGUGUCGAUGAAACCCUUGGCGACAAGAUCCAACGUGAGGCCUUAUCUAUUGCUCCGCGCCGCUCUACCAACUUGCAGUCCAAACUCUAA